CCAGUUAUUGCUUCAUACAGGAGGAGCUACUGCUAUCUUUGACUGGCAGGUGUUUUCAGUAAGAAUGGAUCAGAAAAUUCCUUAUGAUGACUACCAGCUCCCAGUGGUAUUCCUGCCUUCUUAUGAGAACCCACCAGCAUGGAUACCACCGCAGGAGCGGGUUCAUCACCCUGACUACAACAAUGAGCUCACCCAGUUCCUACCUCGCACCAUUGUGUUGAAGAAACCGCCAGGAGCACAGCUGGGUUUCAACAUCCGCGGGGGCAAGGCGUCACAAUUAGGAAUCUUUAUAUCCAAGGUGGUUCCAGAUUCAGACGCCCACAGAGCAGGGCUACAGGAGGGGGACCAGGUUCUUUCUGUGAAUGAGGUUGAUUUUCAAGACAUAGAGCACUCAAGAGCUGUAGAGAUUCUAAAGACUGCACGAGAAAUCCUGAUGAGGGUUCGCUUCUUUCCUUACAACUACCAAAGGCAAAAGGAGAGGACUGUGCACUAGGUGGCAGCAGAGAGAGAAGGAGAGGUGGACGGACACUUCACUGCACGUCAUUACCUUCCUCCCACAGACUCUGGCCUCAAAUCUGUCUCAGCUUCAAGAUGACUGAUGUAUGACUAACAGUCUCCAUCAAAGUCCACCACGUAAGGAGAACCUAUACUCUGUCAAAGGCCCAGUUUCAAAGAUCACGCAUGCUGUCUUUGAUCUGCACUGAUUGAUGAUGAAUUCGACUCCAUCAGGAGGUAUUCGCAGGAAAUUACUUUUAUAGCUUUUUGGCAUGCGGAAAUGUGUAAGCAGAACCUUUGUAGACAUUUUAGUGACACAUAAUAGCACUGAUAAAUAUUUUCUAGUUAGGCGUAACAUUCUUAGCAUAUGAAUACCUAAUUCAGAAUAGCCUUUUCUCACAUUUCCCCCCAAAGUCCUGGUUAUACAUUUCUUCUAAUGACUUGCAAAUGUGGUAUAAAGUUCAGAUUAUUUCAUCCCACACUGAUAUAAAAUAGAGACAUAUAUCUCAGUACACACUGACACAUUUAGUACAGAGACAGCAUAGACCUUUCAUAGUAUAAGACUAAUAGUGCAAGACUUCUGGUAAGAUUUAAAUAUCACUGAUCUAUAUAUUACUGAAUAUAUUGUACAUCAGUUUUUAAAUAUUUAACAAUUAUUUGUAAUUAUGUAUAAAAUAAUUUAUGUAAAUAUACUUUUCAAUGACUGCGCUUGAGGACUACUUAACAUUACUUAAAUAUUGUCUAGUAGUUUUUAUGUUUUAUACAUCAUACAUAAUGCUCCUGGGUUGAACUAUACUGUUGUUACUUCAUGUAUAAACUGUAUAGAGGUGCCAAACUGUUUUUAAGUAUGACCUUUAGCCUGCUAUUAAAUUGCAGAACAUGUAUCCCAGUGCAGCGGCAGGGCUUGACAUGGAGUGUUUAUCUGUGUGCAGUGGAGGCUCGGAGGUUUGCAGGUUUUCAAUCCAAUUAAUUAUAGCCUGGUGCUUUCAAAUUUUUGGUCUCUGUGGUUGGACAUAAGUAAAAUCGGUAAAUGCAACCUUUGGCUGGCAAGUAAAUCUGCAUACUUUGGAACAUUCAUAGAACACCGAUGAAUGCCUCUGGAGCGCAAUGCGUUAGGCUUUUUAAUGUUCAUCUGCCACAACAUUAGGAACACAAGUGAAGUUGGAUGUCAUGGAUCGUUUUGUUAUAAUCUGCUGGGAAACUGCACUGCAAGAGCUGCUCAGGAACAGCUUGAGGAACAUAAAGAGCCCAAGGUGUUGACGUGGCCUACAAACGCCACGUAUCCCAAUCUGGUCAAGCAUUCGCAGGAUGUGCUGGAAUAAGUCUGAUCCAUGGAGAUUCUUCUGAGGCCUCAAACCAAAACCCACAGGACCCAGAGGAUCCACUGCCAGCACACCAGAGCCAAAUACCACAGGAGACCACUGAAGGUCCUGUGUUCAUGGCCCGAUGGCACAAGGGCACCUAUCCAAUAGACAGGUGGUUUUAAUGUUGUAAAGUACAUUCAUGUAUUUGUAAACACUUGUGAGGGUUAACUGUCUGCUGCAUCUCAACACUGGCUUAUUUUGUUCAUCACUUUCAUGAAAAAGGAAUAUUGUUUGGUUUUCUAUUUGAUUUUUUUUUUUUAAUGACCUGAAACAUUUUUCAUAAAGUAACAAUAAACUAACAAGAUACAAAAAGUUUUGAACUCUA
Stegastes partitus (bicolor damselfish) is the source of this 2184-nucleotide messenger RNA. RefSeq names its product PDZ domain containing 11 (gene pdzd11). Bases 65 to 493 code for a protein of 142 amino acids. The record is from RefSeq and is a predicted model, not a curated record. Lineage: Eukaryota; Metazoa; Chordata; Actinopteri; Pomacentridae. The transcript has 6 exons. Gene Ontology annotation, molecular function: protein binding.